AUGGACAGAGACGGAUUUCCUUUAGCAAGUAUCAGCGAGAAGAGUGUUAUUGAUGAGACUGUGGAAACAGCGAAAUCGACACGUGGCCAACGGCCACCACUUCGACAAGCAACUGCCGUUCAAAGUGGCGAAUUUACAACAACAAAGUCCAAUCACGAACCUUCCCUUCCCACUGAUUAUAUUAAAAAAUAUAAUCAAGUCGAAGUAACUAGUAUUGCAGAUGAAGACGAUGAAAAUGAAAGAGAGAGAUAUUUAUCUCAACGAGCAAGUCAACUGAGUAAUGAUCGUGAUAACACAAUGGUUUCAUCGUACACAACAGGUGGUGGCGCGGAAAAUGAUGUGAUUGAAAUUCAUCAAUUUAGUUUAGCAGAUGUUGAUGCUUAUCUCGAUAUUUACUUUGAUACAUUAAAUGAUCGUUUAAGACAUUAUAUCGGGAAUGAUGAUCAAAUACAUCAAUUUCGUGUGGCAAUGAAGAAUCGAAUAAAUUCGAAUCCUAAUGCACGUGAAUUUCAAAAUGUUCUUCUGGGGAAAAUGAAUGGCGAAGUUCUAUCAGCAUUAACCAUGGCAUUUCCGGACGAAACACCAACGAUAAUUCCGCUAUCGACGGGUUCACACAAUUCAUGUUUCACAUCUAUACAUCGAUGGCUCGUACAUAAAGCCAACUACGUUCCGACACAUGUGGAAGAAUGUUAUAUUGAAAUGAUCGGUGUAAAAAAUGGCUAUCGAAAUCAUGGCAUCGGCGCGGCAAUGCUCGAAUGUGUGGAACAAUUCGCUCGACAAGCUGGUGCUAAUCGACUGACUAUUCAUACAACAGGACAACAAUUGCGAAACUAUUUCGAACGGUACGGAUUCGUUCUCGAUGCCACAGACAGUUCGUCAUUUUGGAAAUGGGUUCUCGAGCGGCAAAAUGUCGAGAAAUUAACAAAAGUUCUCUCACCAGAUCAAGACAAUGAUUAUACAACGAAUAGCUAUGUCAAUGAGAGUAUGGUAGAAAGUGUCGAUGGAGCUUAG
Messenger RNA from Adineta ricciae, 1011 nucleotides. The record is from the annotation of a GenBank genome assembly. NCBI's taxonomy places the organism in Eukaryota, Metazoa, Rotifera, Eurotatoria, Adinetida, Adinetidae.